AUGGAAGAAGAGCUCAUGGAAGAGAUGGAAUCGUUUCUCGAUGCCGCCGACGUUGCGCCGGCCAAGCAAGCGGGGGUGCACACGUCGACACCUCAGCUGCUUCGGUCGCCGUCUGCAAUGCAACGUCCCGUGAUCACAUACGAAGACGACGCCGGAGACGCCAAGUACACGGCCGAAGAAGUCGACGUCCUGCGCCGGUCCUCGGUCGUCAACGGGCGUCUCUUCCAGCCGUGGAUCGCGUCUGACGCGUACGAAGUCUUCUCGCCCCACGAGCAAUACAUCGACCCGGACGGCUUUCUCAGCAUGUCGCCCAAGCAAAUGGACAAGCUCGACAAGUGGGUGCGUCCGACGGGCUAUGGCACCGGGCACCCCGUCAUGAUUGCGACCAUUUCGCCGUACGUUAUCGUGCAGGACGUCGUCACCGACUGCUCGUUCGUCGCGUCGCUCUGCAUCACGGCGGCGUUCGAGCAGCGGUUCCAGAAGAAGCUGAUUACAAAGAUCAUCUACCCCCAGGAUGCGUCUGGGAACCCAGUUGUAAAUUCCGGCGGACGCUACAACGUCAAACUGUGGGCCAACGGCGUGCCGCGCAAGGUCGUCGUGGACGACUGCCUGCCCCUCGGCUACAACGGCACGCUCCUCUGCUCGUGCACGACGACCUCGAACGAGCUCUGGGUGAGCAUCAUUGAGAAGGCGUACCUCAAGGUGAACGGUGGCUACGACUUUCCGGGGAGCAACUCGGGCAUCGACCUCUUUGCGCUCACGGGCUGGAUUCCCGAGUCGCUCUCGUUCGUCGACGCGUCGGGCCCGACGAGCGACGUCAUCUGGCAGCGGCUCAUGAGCGCCUACAACUUUGGCGACUGCCUCAUCACGAUCGCGACGGGCGACAUGCCGCCCGACAGUGCGCGCCGCGUCGGGCUUGUGCCGUCGCACGCCUACGCUGUCCUCAACGUCCUCGAAACGUCGUGUGGUGUGCGCUUGCUCCGCGUCAAGAACCCGUGGAACCGCAAGCGCUGGAAAGGCCCGUACAGCCUCGACGACACGCAGCAUUGGACGCCAGCGCUGCAAGACGAAGUGGGCUUUGACCUGGACGCCGCGCGCCACGCGAAAGACGACGGCCUCUUCUGGAUCGACUUUGACUCGGUGCAAGAGCACUUCAACGCGCUCUUCCUCAAUUGGAACCCGGAGCUGUUCCAGUACCGGUACACGGUGCACAAGCACUGGCCCGUCGAGAUGGGUCCAGCCAACGACACGUACAACCUCGCGCCGCACCAAGUCGUCUCGAUCUGGAUCCUCCUCUCGCGGCACGUGACCGCCGUCGAGACGCCCGACGCCGUCCAGCAGUUCUUGACGCUCCACGUGUACCAGCAGGCGGCGCGCGUGUACUACCCCAACUUUGCCUUUGCGCGCGGGACGUACAGCAACAACCCGCACUGCCUCACGUGCCUCGACGUGGACCUACUGCCGGACGGCGCGACGUCCUUUGUCCUCGUCGCGUCGCAGUACGAGAAGCUCACGUCGCUCGACUACACGAUCUCCGUCUUCUCGACGGACGAACCGUUCGAGUUUACGGCUGCGCCGGCGCCGCCUCUGCACAAACACACGCUGCGCGACCAGUGGACGGGCACGACUGCCGGCGGCUGCCCCAAGUACGGCUCGUUCCUGCACAACCCGCAGUACCAAGUGGUCGUCACGGACACGCUGACGGACGUCGUCAUCACACUCGAGGCGCCCGUGCAGUAUCCAAUCAACCUCCGCUUGGUCCGUGACGGCCAGCGCGUCGGCGCCGUCUCCAAGAAGUCGCUGCACGCGCAGUCGGGGGAGUACCGCCCGGGCUUUUGCUACAUUGAAGUCAAGGACUUGUCGCCGGGUGAGUACACCCUCGUGCCGUCGACGUUCGAGCCCCACUGCAUCGGCGCCUUUGUGCUGACAAUCGCCGCGUCAUCGCCGCAAUUCCACGUGUACACGCUGCCGCCCGAAGGUCAUGGCUUGGUCGAAACUCUCGCCGUCGGCAAGUGGAACAUGGCGGCGGGCACGGCCGUCGGGUGCUCCAACUUUGGCCGGUACCUCUUGAACCCGCAGUACUUCGUGCAGCUCUCAGCGGUGACGCGGCUUUUUCUUCGGCUACGGCCGACGCGAUCCCCUGUGCCGUCCAUCAACUUGGCACUGUACAUGUGCGGUCCCAACGGGCAGCUGGACCCCAGUGCCAACCCCACAACGGCAAUCGGAACGUCGGGCAAUGGCUGCUACACCAACAGUGCGUCCGGCGCGCGGACGCCGCUGCUCACGCUGUCGCCGGGCACGUACGUGGCCAUCCCGUCGACCUUUGAGCCGAUCCAGGCCGACUUUGACCUAGUCGUUUACUCGGACAACCCCGUCACCAUCUCCCGCGUCCGGUAAUUUGGGUGCGCACGCAAACCAUCGUCUUUAUGCAUACGCACCGCUGUUAACGCUGCAAACAUGAUGUUCUUACC
Messenger RNA from Saprolegnia parasitica CBS 223.65, 2471 nucleotides. RefSeq lists its product as hypothetical. NCBI's taxonomy places the organism in Eukaryota, Oomycota, Saprolegniomycetes, Saprolegniales, Saprolegniaceae. Gene Ontology annotation, molecular function: calcium-dependent cysteine-type endopeptidase activity. Gene Ontology annotation, biological process: proteolysis. The coding region runs from base 1 to 2397 and encodes 798 amino acids. The record is from RefSeq and is a predicted model, not a curated record. The transcript is spliced from 10 exons.